AUGGUGCCCAUUGGCGAAAUACCCGGUAUUGAUUUGCAGGCCAGCAAUAGCUACCCGCCUAUCUCGGCAUCCGGUGCUCACCGCUCAGUCUCGGAAACCCAUCUCGCAGUCACCUCCCAGGAAGAGAAGAUACGCCGGCUGGAGAUGCAAAAUGCGAAGAUCAAGCAGGCGUGGGAAAACGAGCGAAAACAACUGCAGGCAAACCGGGACAGGGCAGAAGAGGUAUAUCUAGAGGAGAGAACUCUUAUGGAGGAGGAGCGUGCCGAAUGGGAUGCAGAACGAGCUGUUCUCGAAGACGAGAUUCGGAAUCUCCAAGAGCAGCUUCUGGGAAUCACAAACGGCAUGUCUAAAAUUAGAUCGCCGAGAAAUGGAAUGGCUGCUGGCCGGAAAGUGUCCAAUGGCAUGAACGCUAUUGGCACAUUUGAGGCGGCUGGUAUGAACGGCGCGAUCCAGAACCACUUCAGAGGCGGGUGGGACAACUCUCCCGAGAGUGUGCGUGGUUCCGAGUCAUCCCAAGGAAGUGGAAAUGGUCGCACGACUCAGGCUGGCGCCUUGCAGCCCAGCGGCCAUGGCUCGGCCAGAAUAGGUCCUCUUGGUCAGCCAGAAAUCUCUCCAUUCAUUCCUCUCAAUCAGCAUCUCACGACCGACUCCUCUUCUUUUGAUUCAAUGGCGGCUCCGGACCCAAAGGAUGACACCCCAGUUCCAACGGUAGACAUCCAGGAAAUCCAUCCGGAACUGGAAGGCAUUCCUAUUAAGCAAACAGCUAUUUCCAAGUUUACUUUCAGCGACAAGCCGUCGUCAAAAUCAUCCAGCAGAACACCUUCUCCACCAGCUGCCGACACCAACUCGCCCCCAACCGUCCGGGCGAAGGAACAGACGCUCAAGGUGCUGGCUGCCGAGCCUUCCAGGAGGUUGACCAUGCACGCUGGGCAUACUCCAAAUCACUCACUCUCUGUCCUACCGUCUGCCGCCGAGACUGUUGCAGGAACUACUGCUAGCAGUAGCGGCACCAAUACACCAACGCUCCAAGCGGCUGUAGAUGGUUCGGCCAGCGACCCUUCUGCAGGGCUAGAUGAGCCAGUCGAGCCUAGGGUAACAAAAGAGACAUCAGAGGAUCACCCUGAACCACUCUUCGAACCGUCAGAAGACGGCGAUCGGGAACUGAAAGGACCCUUGACCAUCAGAAACAUGCCGGCUCAUGACGAGAUCUUCUUCCGAAGGCUGUCCGACAAACUGGAGAGGGUCAACAGCGGAGAAGAUGCUGUACCAACAGUCCUCAAACGGAGUAUCGAAGGCAUUGAGACCGAGGCUUCUAAGCCUGAUGUUGGUGCAGGCCCGGCGAACCAUGGUGGGGAUGCCGCCCAUGACUCUGAGGACAAGGAAAAAGACUCCGAGAAAGGAGAGAAGACUGAAGCUGAGGAGGAAAUUCCACUGAAGCUCAAGAGAAGCAAUAAUUUCGGCGCGCCGUUUGGAGCCUUCCGGUAG
Phaeoacremonium minimum UCRPA7 is the source of this 1485-nucleotide messenger RNA. RefSeq lists its product as hypothetical. NCBI's taxonomy places the organism in Eukaryota, Fungi, Ascomycota, Sordariomycetes, Togniniales, Togniniaceae. Bases 1 to 1485 code for a protein of 494 amino acids. The record is from RefSeq and is a predicted model, not a curated record. The transcript has a single exon.